Molecule: messenger RNA, 360 nt
Organism: Ostreobium quekettii
Lineage: Eukaryota; Viridiplantae; Chlorophyta; Ulvophyceae; Bryopsidales; Ostreobiaceae
Source: the annotation of a GenBank genome assembly
AUGGGUUUGCAAAGAUAUGAAUCAGGAAGAUUUGAUGAUGCUCUGGCGCUGUUUCAACAAGCUUUGGACCUUCCAGGCUCUGGUAUCCGGAGAUUUAGGAACAAACCUCCAGAGAUAAGCACAGGCGAGAAAAUGGCUGCCCUGUACAACAUUGCAUGCUGCUACUCAGGGAAAAAUGAUGUGAGGCCAGGGCUUCAGGCCCUUGCUGCUUGUCUGGAGACGGGCUACGAUGACUUCAACCAGCUUCGAACUGAUCCAGAUCUGCGGCAAAUUCGACAAGAUCCCAGAUUUGAGCCGCUGCUGAAGCGUUUUGAGCCCAAGUCGUUCUUGGGCAAGCUGGCGACGGGCUUCGGGGGCUGA